UACUGAAAACUCAGAAGUUGCCGAAACUCCAGUUCAGCCUGAAACUACAGUUCAGCUGAAACUCGAGUCCCAGAAGCUUCCAGUGAGGCAAUUAAUAGUAGGCAGGAAGAAGGCAGAAUAGUAGGCAGGACGAAGGCAGAACAGUAGGCAUUGUGGCGAGUAAUAUUACUACAGGUUUACCUGUCGGCGCGAGAAGCCUUCUCUGCUUUUCGAGGUGCCGCUCGGGGUGGAGUUAAUUCCAGUCCAUGCUUUCUUGCUUUACCCUUAAAAUCAACGCGAAGGCGGCAAGUCAGUCACCGCGGUAGUCAACAACUGUAACUGACCGUGGCGGCAACUGUAACUGAUCGAGCUCCACCAGGGCUACGAAUGUCCACCGGCCAGGUCUUUAACUACCGGGAUAACCAAACGAUGUGGGGAUAAUCGCAAUAGAAGUACCAAAUAGCACCAUUUAGGCAGCAGCACCACCACCAGCAUCGGCAGCAGCAACAAUAGAUCACGAUGGGGGACGCAGCCGGUUUAAAGACAUUCACGUCAGAAGAGCUCGAGGAAGCCACGAAUAGCUACUCGCGGGAAAACUCGCUCGGCCGCGGCGGGUUCGGCACGGGGUACCGCGGGAAGCUCGCGGACGGGUCCCCGGUGCUUGUAAUGAAGCUGAACCCCGAUAACACCCGCCAGGCCGCGGAGAAAUUCACGCGUGAAGUGACGAUCCUCACGCGCGCGGACCACCCGCACAUCGUCAAGCUCCUCGGGUACAAUCCCGAGGCACGCUGUAUCGUGUACGAGUCCCUCCCGGCGGGGACCCUCGAGGACCGUCUGCUGACGGAAUCCGGACGGAAAACGUUAAAGCAGAAGGACCGGCUGAGAAUCGCUGCAGAGGCGUCCGAAGCCCUGCUCUUCCUCCACCAACUGGACCCCCCGAUCCUCCACCAAGACGUGAAGCCCGGAAACGUGAUGCUGAAUGAGGACCUGUCUUGCAAGGUCGGGGGAGUCGGCCUGGCGAAGUUCCUCCCCGCGAACGACUCGUCCAUCUGGGGCACCGUGGGAUACAUCGACCCGCUGCUGCUCCGCACGGGGAAGUACGGGCCCCAGUCGGACCUGUACGGGCUCGGGCUGGUGAUCCUGCAGCUGCUGACCGGCGAGAAGGUGAACAAGGUGCUCGAGUUCGCUAAGUUCGGACUAGACGGGAUUCUGGACCAUCUGGAUAAGACGGUUCAGUGGAACCCCGAGAUUGUUAAGGAGGUUGCUGACGUGGCGCUCAAGUGUAGGGAUCGGAUGAGCCGGCCGGAUCUGGAGACGGUGGUGCUGCCCAUGCUGAAGAAAUACGCGGAGCAGACGAAAGGGGAGAAGGAGGCGGACGCUGCCGCGCCUGCUGCUGGUGCUGGCGGUGCUAAGGGUGGUGGUGGGGGUGGGUCGAGUAAGGGGCAUGAUAAGAAGCCAGCAGCGGGUGCUGCGGCUCCUGCUCCGCAGAAAAAAUCGCUAUUUGGAUAUUUCUUUGGUAAGCGGUAAAGAGGUGCGGUGGAGAGGAGCGGUGAAGAGUGGUGGAGAGGAGCGGUGAAGAGCGGUGGAGAGGAGUGGUGAGGAGGAGCGGUGAAGGGAAGAAGGCGGCAGCCGCCCUUCCUGCUGCUACUGCAGGCGCCAGGCCACAAAAGAAAGUCUUUGUUUGGGUACUUGUUUGGUAAGCGGUGAAGAGAAGCGGUGGGGUGAAGCUGCAGUGGAGGGAGGGAGGGAGCAUCCGGUGGAAGCGGGGGAGCAAAGCUGCGGGAGUGUGUGUGGUGAUGCCUCAACAGAUGGCGGAGGAGCAAAGCCGGAGUUGAAGGGGCGGCGAUGGAAGCAAGGGAGCAGAGGGAUGGUGGCGGAUACGCACGAGCUGAUCCGGGGGAAGAGGGGGAGCAAAGCUGCGGAAGGAAUAUGUGAGGUGGGUCAACAAACGGCGGAGGAGCAAAGCCGGAGUUAAAAGGAGCGGGGAUGGAAGCCAGGGAGCAGAGGGAUGGUGGCAGAUGCGCAGGAGUAGGUCCGGUCCGGGGUGGAGGCGGAUGGGAGGUAUUCCAGAAGCGGACGGAGGGUUUGAGGUGCAUCGACAGGUUGCGAGGGGGGCACCGCUGCAGUAAAGGGAGGAGGGGUGGGAUGGAAGCAACGGCAUGGAUGGGCAGAAGCAGGUCCGGUCAGAGGUGGCGGAGGAUGGGAGGUAUUCCAGGAGCAGAACAGAGCAGGUAGGGGUAUUGGUAGGGGUACUGGUAGGGGUAUUGAUAGGGGUACCGGUUGGGGUACUGGUAUUGGUAUUGGUGUUGGUAUUGGUAGGGGUAUUGGUUGUUUAGAAUCGAGCAGGCAGCAGUAGGUAGAUGUAGGGUCGGAAGCGGAAGGGGUGGGAAAGAUUCGGGGGGGGGGGGGGGGGGAGUGGGCAAGGUGUGAUUUGCUAGUGUCCAUCCACGCAGGUGGCAUCAGGCUAUCAAGCCAACUGAGGCGUGAUUCGCCUCAGCUGGAGCUCUCUCCACGACUGAAGCACGACUUGGGAGUUGCAAUGAGUCGUGCCUUGCUGGCUGGGCCUGCUGGGGCGUGCGUAUGCAUGGUGGCAGGCUGGCUGGGCCUGCUGGGGCGUGCGUAUGCAUGGUGGCAGGCUGGCUGGGUCUGGCUGAGUCUGACUGGUUCCGGAUGGGUCUGGUUGGGUCUGGCUGGGUCUGGUUGGGUCUGGCUGGGUGUAACAGGAUGGCUGGAUCUUGCUAGGUCUUAGGUGCGUGUAAGCAUGGUGGCAGGGUGGCUGGUCCGUUUUAGCGUUAUGGCAGGAGGGAAGCGGAAGUUCAAGGAAAUGCAUCAAGGCGGAGGGGGGCCUUUGUGGCAGACAUUACUGUGGCCAUGUGUUGGAAGUAUAGGGAGGAGGUUAUGCAUGCAUGAGGAACGUAGGGAGAGGGUUGACUUGUGCUAGGUGAGUGCCUUGCCUGUGGACCAUGCCCGCUGGUGCGGCGCUUUCCUCACUCGGGAUGGCGUGACUGGGAAGGUUGACGCUCACAGAAUGGAGGUCAUGGGAGAAAGUGGGCAGUCAGCUGGUUGCUUCUCUGCUGGCUGUUAAGAGGGUGUGUGCUGUUAUCUGACAAUGGUCAUCGUAGGUGUAUAAUAUUGAUAAAGUAGGUUUUUGCAUACACUAUGACCCAGGUUUUUCCGUUGCUCGUAGGAGUGGUGAUU
This is a messenger RNA of Closterium sp. NIES-67, 3177 nucleotides long. The record is from the annotation of a GenBank genome assembly. Lineage: Eukaryota; Viridiplantae; Streptophyta; Zygnematophyceae; Desmidiales; Closteriaceae.